GUACCGUGUGAUAUAUAAACAUUAAACAUGUGAUGGUUUUGUCAGUUGUCGAGCUUUGGUGUAUUGGUGUUUGCCGUCCGGUGCUUGGUAGGCAUUUGUUAUUUUGUUGUUUUUGCCUGACCGUGUAAACUUUUGAAGAUUAUUGUCAGUUGCCACUUACCAGCCAGUCGCCGGUCGUGUACCCAGUCAAUAAUAACAAAUUGGAGUGACGGAGUGCAACACUAUUGAGUUAGGUGUACAUACGUUGUAGGAGACCCGGUAUUAACUGUCGAGCUGUUGGUUCAAGUGGGCCAAUGUUGACCGAACGGGAGUAUAGUUUAAUCAAAUCAUGUCAGUAACGUGAAACAAUGUGGUUUGUCGACAGUGAUAACUGUUGGGCAUUGGUGACAUUGAACUGUUGCUGUUGAUGUUGGAUGUGAAGAACAAGCAGAUUAUACCAUGACGAGCUUCACUGAAGGAGGUCUGAACAAGCGACUGAAAGAACUGAACUCGUCUCAGCAGAGUAUACAGACUCUAUCUCUUUGGUUGAUCCACCAUAGAAAGUAUGCUCAUACUGUUGUCAAGAUUUGGUCUAAAGAAAUAUUGACAGGCUCAGAAUCCAAACAAUUGACUUUAAUGUACUUGGCUAAUGAUGUUAUUCAGAAUAGUAAAAAGAAAGGUCCUGAGUAUGGACUAGAAUUUGGCAAAGAACUAGCCAAAGCAUUUAAGCAAAUAUCUUUAAAUAACUGUUCUUCCAAGACCAGGCAGAAUUUGACACGGCUGUUGAAUAUAUGGGAAGAAAGAGGUGUUUACAGUAAAACUCAAAUAGACGAAUUUAAGGACGCUUUUGGUAAUGAAACAGUAAAAAAUUCUACUGAGGAACCACCAAUUAAAAAAGUAAAACAUUCACAUAAUCAUAAACCAAAGAAGACAAAAUCUCAAAAUAAUGGCAUAAAGAAAGAUAAAGAAAUUGUUAUUGAAGUGGAUGGUACCAAAGAAUUGCAUGUGACUUUAUCUCCUAAAACUCCUGUCAAUGAUCCUCCUGAACCAGAAGAAUUAAUUAAAGCUUUAAAUGAUUUAGAAAAUGCCCCUUCGUGUGAUGCGGUUGUACGAGAACGAAUUUCUAAACUUCCUCCAGAAAUUGCUGAUGUCAGUUUACUCUCUCAGUUAAAAGGUAAAGAUGAAGGUGAAGAACUUUUACGUAAAGUAAAUGAUGCUGUUGCAUUGUUGACCGAUUAUAACACUAGACUGGUGUGUGAAAUGGAAGACCGCAAGAAGGUCUCUUCUAUGUUGCACGAUUUCAUUCAAUCUCAAAGAGACCUUAUUGACCAAGCAGAACAAAGAUUACAGGAAUACCAAGGUAAACUUCAAAAAGUUUGCCAAGUCCGACAAGAGGUUAACACGCACUUACAAAAUCUACCGGAUUUAGCACAAUUGCCCAGUGUUAAAGGCGGCCUCGCUCCUCUUCCGUCAGCGGGCGAUUUGUUCACAGUGGGUUGAUGACUAUUUUGGCUGUACCUUAUCACUUACCCUGGUCAAAUAUGUGUCUAGGAUUACGCACGCUCAUCCCAAGUGUUAUGAGUUACAUAAAAACGUGUUUGAAUCUAAAAACAUGACUCCCUGGUUAUAAUGUGUAUUAGUUAAAUUGUAUUAUGUAAAAUAAUAUGGCAUUUGAUAAUAAUUUUCUUAUUAUUAAUCAUUACACGAUUUCAAUAUUUUUAUUAAGUCUAUAUCAUAUAUUUUAAUGUAAUGUAUUUUACAGUUCUCAAAGUGUAUAAUUAUAUGUUAUAAUUAAUAUUAAAUUUGUCAUUAAAAAAAAAAAAAGUUUUUAUGGUAACAA
Messenger RNA from Aphis gossypii (cotton aphid), 1819 nucleotides. Its product is annotated as regulation of nuclear pre-mRNA domain-containing protein 1B. The record is from RefSeq and is a predicted model, not a curated record. Lineage: Eukaryota; Metazoa; Arthropoda; Insecta; Hemiptera; Aphididae. Gene Ontology annotation, cellular component: RNA polymerase II, holoenzyme. Bases 439 to 1479 code for a protein of 346 amino acids. Gene Ontology annotation, molecular function: RNA polymerase II complex binding. The transcript has 8 exons. Gene Ontology annotation, biological process: mRNA 3'-end processing.